AUGGCUCCCGACGGUCACAACGGCAGCAUUCGCGUAUUUGUCCACUGGCGAGACCAAACUGUCUUUGCUGGCGAGGACAUCAAGUGCACCAUAACCUUCAAGAAUGUUGCCAGGGAAUCGGAUACCGCAAGAGGAAACCAGCCCAAUCAAGCCGCCCAGCAGAGACGAAACAAUUCGGACCGUCAGCGGCUGCUCUCGAACCUGGCGUCGCCUCUUGGAGCCAACCGCAACGGUAGAGGCAGUUCCAUCACAGCGCCUCCCCCUGCUAGCAACGGCAGAGGGCAUAGAAGAUCUGCAUUAUCUCUGAGCAUACCAUCAGCAAGACCUAAUUCUCGGUCAGCGGCCGUGCAAUGGCCUUCAGGCGCUGGCUCCUUUUCUGAAUCCCGACCAGGACACGCUCAUAAACGGUCCUUAUCUAUUGUCUCAAUUGGCUCGGGAGGCACCAUCGAUGACCACACUCAACGAAAUGAAAUACCGAGUCGGCCUGCUAUGCUGCAUCGCGGCCAUAAUCGCGCCUCCAGCCUGCAAAUAAUGUCUAAAGGAAACCCAGGCGCUGGACCACAGCAUUCACCCCGAAAUAUGACAUCUCCCCUAUAUACUGCCUCAUACCCCCCCGAUAGAUACGGCCAACCGGGCCGCUCCUCCACCGCGCCUUCAACCCCCGGCAUUGGGCGACGACGAUCGCCCAGAACCUCACCGAUGCCCGAUUUUCACUUCCCUGCCGGACCUCCAGCCGAGAAUCCACAAGAAGAGAACGCUCCCACCGAAAGAAACGGUCUGGCCUUGCGACCAAAAGACUCCGACAAACCUCUCACCCCCGCAGCCCGUAUCCUAUCGAGCAACAGCAUGGCCAGCGCGACGCCACGAAGCAGCGGCGAAUUUUAUGCGAUAAGCAACCAUUCUUCCGAAACACUUGCUUCCGAAUACCCUGCUGUGAGGAGCACUGUCCGACCACCAUACCUGCGAGGGAACUCGGGCUUGCCUUCUUCGCAAAGCAAGGUGCCGGAAUCCAUCAUGAUGGGCUAUGCCCAGGUACAUGGCUCUUUCCUGCUCGAUGGAUCCCUAGUCAGCCUCGGCCAGUUCGACGAAGUCAAGAAAAGAGGCGUCGUCGGCGGGAGAGGUGGGGGCGUCGUUGGCCUUGAUCAAAAUAGGAGAGACAGCGGUCUCUUGCGCGGCUUUGGCUGGGGGGCUAUCAGCAACUCUCUCGGUGAUUUCUUGGGAGGAAACGAGCUGAGCACGAUGAAGGAGAUGCGAGGUGCGGCGAACUCCAAGGCGGUCCCGCUGCUGAGCACUCCCCAGUCCAUCUUGUUCGUCGACAUGCAACUUUUGCCCGGCGAGAGCCGCUCUUUCGAAUAUACACUUCGUCUACCUCGAGGUCUGCCACCAACGCACAAGGGAAAGGCCCUAAAAAUAUCAUACAGCUUGGUCAUUGGAACACAAAGAGCUGGAGGAGCCCGGGAGCAGCAGGUUCGUUCCGUCGAGAUUCCUUUCAGGGUGCUUGGCAGCGUCAACAGCUAUGGUGAAAUUCUUGGCCACGACUUAAUGAGCCCGUACAUACUAUUGAAAGAUGAGGCCUUAGUAAAAGCUGUCACGAAGCGCAAGCAUGGUAGCAAAGGCCGCAUACAUGUGGAAAGCAAGGGAAACAUGAGCGAGUUCUUGGCAUACGUCGACGAGCUUGUGACGCAAACAAGGGAUGACAGGCCUAGUACGUUACUCUCACCAACAGACGGCCUUGAUUCACGCCGCCCAUCGAUGUUUGAUGAAGUGAGCUCUACACAAGAGGCCAUUCAUCUUGCCAUCAUGAGGAGCAACCUGGCCAGCGAAGGCCAAAGCCAGAACCGAUUCGAAAUUGCAAGAAAUGGCAAGAGGAUCGGCGCCGUCAUGCUGCCUCGACCGGCAUACAGACUCGGCGAGGUUGUGACUAUGGUCAUAGACUUUACCGAGGCCGAAGUGCCCUGCUACGCCGUCCAUGCUACGCUGGAAACGUCGGAGAAAAUCGACGCGUCCCUGGCUGUGCGCUCCGAUUCAAGCAUCCAAAGAGUCACGCGCAAGGUCUACGAGGGAUCCUCCGAAACGACCAUGUACUCGCGUCGCAUUGUAUUUACGCCUACGAUACCGAUAUCAGCCACCCCCGAAUUCGUCACCAGCGGCGUUAGUUUUGAGUGGAAGAUUCGUGUCGAGUUUGUCGUGCCGGCGAAGAGCGGCGAGGAGAAGGAGAGCGCGCCGCCGACUUCUGCGGUGGGUUCUACACUGUUGGAGCAGAUAUCGAAGGAUGACAAAGGCGGUCUUGUGCUUGUGGCUGUGGAAAACUUGGCCUGUGAGAGCUUUGACGUGUCUGUCCCGCUCAAGGUGUACGGUGCUGUAGGCACGGGGCUGGAGAGGCUGGAGCGCGAUGAGUCGCUGGAGGGGGGACUUGCUGUUUAA
Messenger RNA from Cordyceps fumosorosea ARSEF 2679, 2424 nucleotides. RefSeq names its product Rgp1. Gene Ontology annotation, biological process: retrograde transport, endosome to Golgi. Bases 1 to 2424 code for a protein of 807 amino acids. Gene Ontology annotation, cellular component: Golgi membrane; Ric1-Rgp1 guanyl-nucleotide exchange factor complex. The record is from RefSeq and is a predicted model, not a curated record. The transcript has 2 exons. Lineage: Eukaryota; Fungi; Ascomycota; Sordariomycetes; Hypocreales; Cordycipitaceae.